AUGCAAACCUCGGAUGUCUCCAACAUCCCGAAUAAUUCGCGUCUAAUUCACCCCAAAUACGCGUUGAACGGCGACACUGGUUUCUCCCACGGGGCUUAUCAUAACAAUCACCCCAACUCAGUUCAAGGAUUCUCGGAUCGAAACGCCCGUCGUGCCAAUAUUCCCAAUAUCAACACUGCCGCCGGCCAACCCUCCGAUAUGGCCUCCGGCUUCGAUAUGAACUACACCCCCCUGCUUCCCUCCCAGCUGCUGGUGGGCAGUCCUUUCCAACCCGGAACCCCUUCGGCCUUUGCCUCCCCUCAGUUCCAGAACUUCGGUGGUUUCCCGCAGGCCAAUCCCAAUGGACAUGCUCAGAACAACCAAAACCACAUGCACAGCCCAACCCAGGGAUUACAGAACCACGGACUGUAUGGAAUGAUGUCGCCUGAUGGUAUGGGACCCUCGCAGAUGAUGGGCGCGCCUCAGUCGCCCAUCAACGGAUUAGGGGGUAUGGGCAAUGCGACUCUGGGCAGCCCCCAGGCUUCAGUGGCCCCUGGCAUGCUCUCAGGGACCAGUCGCACGGUCUACCUCGGAAAUAUCCCGGCGGAAACCUCCGCUGAGGAGAUUCUGAACCACGUGCGCAGUGGUCAGAUCGAGUCGGUGCGCCUGCUCCCCGAUAAGAACUGCGCUUUCAUCUCGUUUUUGGAUAGCAGCUCCGCCACUCACUUCCACUCCGACGCCAUCUUGAAGAAGUUGGCGAUCAAGGGAAAUGAUAUCAAGGUAGGAUGGGGCAAGCCUUCCCAGGUCCCCACCUCCGUUGCUCUGGCGGUCCAGCAGUCUGGCGCGUCGCGCAAUGUUUACCUCGGCAACUUGGCCGAGGAGACGUCCGAGGACGAUCUGCGCGAGGAGUUGGGCAAGUUUGGGUCCAUUGAUACCGUGAAGAUUGUCAAGGAGAAAGCGAUUGGCUUCGUCCAUUUCCUGUCAAUUAGUAACGCCAUGAAGGCUGUCACUCAGCUUCCUCAGGAACCCCAAUGGCAAGCUCCGAAGCGUGUCUUUUACGGAAAGGACCGUUGUGCCUAUGUCUCCAAGACUCAGCAGCAAAAUGCUGCUCAGUUCCUGGGAAUCGCACCGGGAUAUGCGCACGUGCUCAACACAGCUGAUCGUGACCUGAUCUCGAACGCGCUUGCACAACAGUCUGUCGCCGCGGCUGCCGUGGCUACAACCGCGGGCGGUGUCAACAACCUUGGUAACCGCACCAUAUACCUUGGAAACAUCCACCCCGAGACCACUAUUGAAGAGAUCUGCAAUGUUGUUCGCGGGGGCUUGCUCCACCAUAUUAGAUAUAUCCCCGAUAAGCACAUCUGCUUCGUCACUUUCAUCGAUCCCACCUCGGCUGCCUCUUUCUAUGCACUGAGCAACCUGCAGGGUCUGAUGAUCCACAACCGACGACUUAAGAUUGGCUGGGGUAAGCACUCUGGUCCUCUGCCGCCUGCUAUUGCUUUGGCGGUCAGCGGCGGUGCGUCGCGCAAUGUAUACAUUGGCAACCUGGACGAGGCCUGGACGGAGGAACGUUUGCGCCAGGACUUCUCGGAGUACGGUGAGAUCGAGCUGGUCAACACCUUGCGUGAGAAGAGCUGCGCUUUCGUCAACUUCACCAACAUUGCCAAUGCUAUCAAGGCAAUUGAAGGUAUGCGCAACCGGGAGGAUUACCGUCGCUUUAAGAUCAACUUCGGCAAGGACCGCUGCGGAAACCCACCACGCCAGGCCGGAAACACCCAGCAGAACGGUCAGCAGGGCCGCAAUGGAUCAGGAAUUGAAGGCCCUCAGUCCCCGUCCCCCGUACUGAAUGGCUUCCAGCCAAACCUCAGCCACAACGGCUCCCAGCCCAGCCCAACUCGCCCGGCACUCUCCCCAGCCCCGGGUUCUACCGGCUCUCAAAAUGGCCCGCAGCACCGCCACCCGCUGCAGACCGUGUCCUCUCCAUCGGGCGUGCUGAAUGUUGGCUCCAGCAACCCGCUUACUAUGUACCUGAACCAGAUGUCCCACCAGGGCCAGGAUCAGGAGAACCACCUCAGUGAUCCCAUGCUUGCAGGCCUGCAAGCACAGCAAGCACCUCAGCAGCAGCUAUAUAACGGCGCCAGCAACGGCGACCUCUCGAACGGAAGUAUGGAUCCUCCCAUGCACCCGCACAAGCCCACGAACAACAGCUACCUGAGCGUGGCCAACGGUCAUGGCCACGCGCACCACUCAAGCACCAGCAGCCUCAGCGUUCCCCGUGCCUCGCACUCCCGCGCUGUCAGCUUGCCUUCGUUCUCUCAGGAGCCAUUUGGCCCCGUCUCCGGUGCACCUAGCCACCCGCGCGCUGGUGGUGCCCACCAGCCCCAGCAGAGCUUCUCCAGCUUCUCCGGUCUGGGUGGCUUGAACCACUCUGGAUUCGGCCUGGCUAUCCAAAACGAAAACUCGCUGCCAGGGUGGGCUGAAGAGGAGAUCGGAGCCAAAUAA
Penicillium brevicompactum is the source of this 2481-nucleotide messenger RNA. RefSeq names its product putative differentiation regulator (Nrd1). Gene Ontology annotation, cellular component: cytoplasmic stress granule. The coding region runs from base 1 to 2481 and encodes 826 amino acids. The record is from RefSeq and is a predicted model, not a curated record. Lineage: Eukaryota; Fungi; Ascomycota; Eurotiomycetes; Eurotiales; Aspergillaceae. The transcript has a single exon. Gene Ontology annotation, molecular function: mRNA binding.